UCGUCAAUGACUCCGCCCAUCACGUCCGCCCACGCUUCAGCACAGAACACUCUCUUGCAGGACUUACAACACCAGGUUACCAUUAAGACACUAGAAUUCCGAACUCUCCAGCGCGAAUAUGACAACCUUCUCCAGAAGCUCGAACGCCAGAAAACAAAAUGCGCCACUCUUGAAAAGAAGUUUGAAGUCAGUGACUGUGAAAUCAACAGUUUGACAGACGAAAAGGAAAAAUUGCAAAGCCAAGUUGUAGCCUUUGAAGGACAAGUCGAGGAUCUGCAGCAGAGCCGGGAUGAAGCUCGACGCCAGCUGAUUGCAAAUGGAGCACAAUAUAUGCGCAUCAUGGAGAUGGCGAAUCGCCUGCAGUCUCAGGGAGCAGAUGACAAGAAGAAAUGGGAUGUAGAGAGGACGGAGUUGGAGCAGCGGAUUCGCGUGCUGGAAGAAGCCAUGGUGACUGGUGACCAGCAUCACGUCACACCCACGCCCGGCUCAGAACGCCAUGCAACCUCGAAUUACUCACCAGUACCGGGCGAAUCGACGCCCCAGAAUUAUGCUCCUUCGUCCUCGUCGCAAACCGAGACGAUCAAUGUUCUCCGGGCGGAAAUCAAUCGGCUCCGCUCGCGCACGCAGACGCUCGAAGGCACAGUCAGGACCAUGCAGCGGGAAAGCAUAUCGAUUCAAACGGCGGCACAGCAGCUUGUUGAUUCGAGUGAAAGGGUGAAGGAUGCGGCACGGGAUAUAAUAGGAGACGGCAAGUGAGAUUUGUCCAACAGCAGUUGAUACCCAGAAAAUCGAAUUGCGGUCUGGGAAUUUAUUGGUACUUGAGUGACAUAUAUCUUCAUCGAAGAUGGGAUGGAAUUUUCGGCGUCUCAUCUAUCACGCGUUUGACAAGUUUGGUUUGCUGUGAUGGAGUAGGAGUU
This is a messenger RNA of Bipolaris sorokiniana ND90Pr, 917 nucleotides long. RefSeq lists its product as uncharacterized. The record is from RefSeq and is a predicted model, not a curated record. Lineage: Eukaryota; Fungi; Ascomycota; Dothideomycetes; Pleosporales; Pleosporaceae. Bases 7 to 756 code for a protein of 249 amino acids. The transcript has a single exon.